GCAGUUGUAGCAGAAGCCUCCACAAGUGGUGAAUCGAAAGAAACAGAAAUGGCUGAAGUUUCCAAAAAUCCUGGAAAACGUUCGAAGAAGAGUUCAAAGACUGAUGUAUCACCUGAAGACGUAGAUAUGGAAGAAGAAUCAAACACAUGAGAAUAAACAGCCUGUAUAUAUAUAUUUUCUCAGUUGGUCGUGCAAAAUUUAUAAUUUAAAGGGUUAAUGUCUCGAGUUGUGGGGGUAUGAAGGUAACGUUUUAACAUGUGGAUCUUAAUUGAUACCAGGCCCUGCCAUGAUGAGGGGGUGGGGGUUAUGGUUUGGGCAAUCACUCUCACUCCUACCCGCGUGUGCCACGUUUUAGGUGUCCAGUUAUUUGAUCACCCAUAUUGUGAAUAAUAUCAUAAUUUAUUGUCAUUGAGAAAUGCCACAUGGGUCAACCCAGGAGGUGUGUUUUUCAUGGUGUACACUUUAAAACGGAAGGGAUAAAAACUAUUUGGUGAAGGGUCAUUGGCGCAGUCCAAUCGUUGCCCAACAAGCACAGUGAAACAGGCUUAUGAUAGAUGAAGCUUGAAAUGAAAGUUGUGAAAACACUUGAAUAUUUUCUUCUAUGGCCCUGUUUAAUGAAGAGCUUUUACCAUGAUAGUGAUCCCAGGAAACGUGUGCGAACGGUGAAAAAAAUGGUACGUGUACAUGACAAAUUUUCACGUACUUGUGAGUUGUUGCACAUUUGCACCUGUUUUUCACGAGUGUACAUGCCAUAAUUAGACUGUUAUCACAUGUGCGACUGUGAGUCCUGCUUGCUUGCGUUCGCACGUGCUAGUGUUUUUGUCCGUAUGUGUGUUAAAAAAAAAAAAAAAAGCUGGCGUUUCAGGUAGUUUAAUAUGGUGGAGACACCUACAAUGGCAAUUAGACGCUAUAUAUAAUUUCACAGUUUAAACACCAAUCGAAUUAAUAAAUCAGAUUAUUACCGAUGCUCCUAAUGUUGUACAUGCUUGCACAGGUGAGAACGUGAUCUCUAUCAACUGGGCUUAUUACCAAUGCACAUAUUCCAUUACAAACUUACAAACAAAGGUCCUGUCUUUUACUCCUGGAAUAGUUGUUGCCGAUGCACGUAAUGCAGUACAUGCUUGCACAGGUGAGAACGUGAUCUCUAUCAACUGGGCUUAUUACCAAUGCACAUAUUCCAUUACAAACUUACAAACAAAGGUCCUGUCUUUUACUCCUGUAAUAGUUGUUGCCGAUGCACGUAAUGCAGUACAUGCUUGCACAGGUGAGAACGUGAUCUCUAUCAACUGGGCUUAUUACCAAUGCACAUAUUCCAUUACAAACUUACAAACGAAGGUCCUGUCUUUUACUCCUGGAAUAGUUGUUGCCGAUGCACGUAAUGCAGCACAUGCGCUACAUAACCAAUUUGAUAUCUAUCACUUAGAACUGUUAAUAUCGAUAUACGUAAUGCUGUACAAACUUGUACAUGUAUAGGCCCAACAUAACCAAUUUGAUAUCUAUCAGUUAGAACUGUUAAUAUCGAUAUACGUAAUGCUGUACAAACUUGUACAUGUAGAGCCCUGCAUAAAAAAUUUGAUAUCUAUCAGUUAGAACUGUUAAUAUCGAUAUACGUAAUGCUGUACAAACUUGUACAUGUAUAGGCCCUGCAUAAAAAAUUUGAUAUCCAUCAGUUAGAACUGUUAAUAUCGAUAUACGUAAUGCUGUACAAACUUGUACAUGUAGAGCCCUGCAUAAAAAAUUUGAUAUCUAGCAGUUAGAACUGUUAAUAUCGAUAUACGUAAUGCUGUACAAACUUGUACAUGUAUAGGCCCUGCAUAAAGAAUUUGAUAUCUAUCAGUUAGAACUGUUAAUAUCGAUAUACGUAAUGCUGUACAAACUUGUACAUGUAGAGCCCUACAUAAAGAAUUUGAUAUCUAUCAGUUAGAACUGUUAAUAUCGAUAUACGUAAUGCUGUACAGAACCUGUAGGCCCUAUAUAAAGAACGUGAUAUCAGCUGGAGUCGUUUAAUACAUUUGAUGCAAUAUCUGUUUGUACAGAUGGACCCAAGGUAUAAAGGUAAUAUCAGUUAAACAGGUGGAGAUGCACGUAAUGCUGUGCAUACACGUACACUUUUAACAUCAUUCGUCUUGGCAUUACCUUGCUUGGAGAUCAACAUAACAGGAAAAGAAGAUUGUGUCAGUAUAAUGUGACUUAGUGCAGCGUCAUGACUGGUGUCUUCAACAUGACUUUUCAGUGAGGCAGCGCUAUAAAUAUGUCGACAUUGGGUUCUACCUACUACAAAGAUUGAUGCACCGUCGUGAUAUGACUGAUAUUAGGUUGAAAGUGACGUAAAACCUCAGUCAAAUAAAUAUACGCGUCAAUACGGCUUCAGUAGCCAAAUGGUUAGAUCGACGAAGUGGGGAGACGCGAGAUCAAGUAGGGGUCGGGUCAUACCAAAUACUUUUAAAUGGCACUUUAUGAUGCCUCGCGUUCAGCACAGAGUUUAGUCUGGUUAUGACUGGUUGGCCUGCAGUCAGUAUAGUGUGACAGGGUGGGGUGUCAUGUCUGGUGUCUUCGGUAUGACACAUCAGUAAAGGCAGCACUUUUUCGGCAUGGGCUUGCUCUGCCAUAACACACGGUAUAGGUAUAUAAAAAAAAACCUAAUGACUCCUAGUUGUCAAUUGACAGAAAAAAUUUUUAAAUACGACGUAAUACCCUAAGCAUGCGUAGACACUUCUUUUCAAUCCUGUAUCAACCUGUCCGCUUUUUUUUAUAUUGCCUGUACAAGUAAUCCACGUAGACCCUAUGUGUCAACCCUGCAUCCGCCAAUCAGGGUUUGAUAUAUAGGCCUGUAUACGGAUACACGUAACCCGUUGUGCGGACACGUAGGACCCUCAUAUUAUGGGAGCGUAAUAUGAUUUGUUUUACCGGAAAAGUUAUAAAGAGUGGUACGAUAGCGACGUGAUGAAAUGUUGGGCUCUGUUCCGAAAAUAUCUGCGCAUUAAUUAGUGGCAAGCUGCAGUAAAGUACAUAAAAUUAUAUGCAUAUAGUCGCUUAUAAGCUAUACUGGUUAUGGUUGACUGCCCAUGAGAGUGAUGUGAUUUUUUUUUAAUCCCAUAUACAGUUUUGACGGCUCAUCUGCAGUCAGACAGUUUAACUUUCGGUGAGCGUGCGUGGAUGUUUGUACGGUCACUGCAGCUAUAUACAUACACAUAUCGUAGUGUUGCUGUAGAAUUGUGGAUAAGAUACACCGCAAAAUGAGCAGGUCAUUCAAAGAUAAGGUCGUUAUUGUUACAGGUUCCAGUUCCGGUGUCGGUGCGCAUGCUGCGAUCUACUUCGCAUAUAAUUACGCCAGUGUCGUGUUGACUGGGCGGAAUGUUGAGCGGUUGAAUGAAGUCUUCCGCAAAUGCAAGGAGUCCGGUGUUCCCAGAGAGCGGUUGCUUGUGAUCCAGGCUGACGUCACAAGGCGUUCAGAACUGGCAAGGAUUGUUGAUGAGACUGUUAAAAAGUUUGGCAAAAUCGACAUCCUGAUAAACAACGCGGGAGAGGGCAAAUUUGGGGGACUUAUGCAAUCUACAGCGGAUGAUUUUGACAAAUGUAUGGAGACAAAUGUUAAAUCGGUGUUAAAUCUUACCAAGUUAGCCACGCCACAUCUUAUCAAGACAAAAGGAAACGUUGUCAAUGUGUCGAGUUUAUUAGGGUCAAUUUCGGUACCAGCAGCGUUGGUCUACUCCAUGGCGAAGGCUUCCAUCAACCAAUUUACAAAGUGUGUCGCCAUGGAGUUGGCGCCUCACGGUGUUCGUGUAAACGCUAUUUGUCCGUCUUAUGUUGAGGACACGCGGUUUAUAGAAGGGUCUCUGCUGAAUAUCCCGGACAUUGAAACGUUCAACCAGUCCAAGGAACGCCAGCAUCCUCUACACCGCAACGUCCGCAUGGAAGACUGUACGAAAGCCAUAGCAUUCCUGGCGUCAGAGGACGCGGCGUUCAUCACCGGAACGCUAUUGCCGAUUGACGGCGGCCGGAAGUGUACCGACGUCUCGUACGCUGGACCGAUGUUGUCGUCAAACAGAUAGUGCAAACAUCCAGGACAAUUAGGCGACAGUUCCACUUAGUAGAGAUUCUUUAUCCUUCCUUUUUGUCCCGGCCUCUGGCCUUUAGGCGGGACAGAGGCCUGUUGGCUCUGAAACUCAGUUACCUCAUCGGUAGUUCAUCACAAGGCAUUCUUGGUAAAAUCCGGGCCCAUGCCCAGUUGCAAUGUUAGGAAAGGUGUCCUUCAAGUUGUCGACACAAAAUUUGGCACACGGUGGGGCAUGUUUACAGAGACAUUUUAGCAGCCACUGAAAAAGGCACGUUAAACAAAAUGGUGGCUUUACGCUCGUUUUCUGUUUUCCAGAUUGAUAUGAAUAAGCAGUGACGUAAUUAUAGGUUAGGUCUUUUAGACAGGACGAAAAAGUCUUGUUGACAAAAGAUUUGUUCUAGAAGAAGAGCGCAAGACCAGUCGAUGUCAGCUUUCAGUGAAUUAAAUUCAGCUCCAUUUUAGUACAACUACAUAGAUCACAGAGCAGAUUUUGAUGAAGAACCGUCAGCUUCACUUCAUCACAACUCCUCAUAACCAACUGGUGUAGCUCUCACGCAACAAUUAACAGUAAAAGAAUGUGGUUUUAAGGGUAAUACAGAAAGUCAUAUCUCUCAUUAAAUCAUCCUAGAGGGACCGAGAGGAGCCGUUUUUACAACCCCAAGAAGACAUCUCAGGGUUUGCUUUUUUCAGACAUGAUUGUGGUGAACCAAGAAAAUAGCUGAAAUUUACUAUCAUAGCCCAAAAAGGCCGGGGUCCAGGAGCCGCCUAGGCCCCGGAAGCUAGAAAAAUCUGCGGAAAACAGGUAAAUUAAUCGAAACUGAACAAAGAAAAAGCGGAAUUCCGCUAAAAAGCGGGAAAAAAUCAUGCCUGUUUUUUGGAGUUUUCUACGUAAGGGCACCUCCAGAAUGCAUCAUCUCCGCUCACCGUGCACUCCAUAAAACCAAACGUAGUUCCAUGUUCCAUUUGAAGUAUUUUUUUGUUUAAAGUCUGGAGACGUUUAGAAGGCUGUCCUCUCUCCAUCUACUAUUAUUGUCCAACGACAUAGUUUCAAUCGAAAAUGUGUUACUGCAUAUAUAUACAGCUUAACUUUGCGGUGUAUUGAAGAAAGACAAAAACAAAAACACAUCGACUUCAGUGUGCAUAUGAAUGUCUGUGAAUACACGCGUUACGUGGUUUCUAAUGCAACAUUUCACAAUUUCCAUCAUUUUAUUGCAAGUUGUUAAGGGUCACAUCGCAUGUACA
Molecule: messenger RNA, 5299 nt
Organism: Liolophura sinensis
Lineage: Eukaryota; Metazoa; Mollusca; Polyplacophora; Chitonida; Chitonidae
Exons: 9
Coding region: 3237-4052 (271 amino acids)
Molecular function (GO): oxidoreductase activity
Source: RefSeq, a predicted model, not a curated record